Messenger RNA from Zophobas morio, 369 nucleotides. RefSeq lists its product as uncharacterized. Lineage: Eukaryota; Metazoa; Arthropoda; Insecta; Coleoptera; Tenebrionidae. The record is from RefSeq and is a predicted model, not a curated record. The transcript has 2 exons. Bases 1 to 369 code for a protein of 122 amino acids.
AUGGGGACGAAAAUAAAGAAGAAUGAAGACGAGAAUGAUGACGAGAAUGAAGACGAAAAUGACAACAAGAAUGACGACGAGAAGGGCGACGAGAAUGGGAACCAGAACAGGAACAAGAAUAAAAAUGAGAAUGUAAACGAAAAUGGGAUCAAGAAAGAGGACGAGAAUGAGGAAGAUGAUGAGGACCAGCAUAGGGAAGACAAUGGGAACGAGAAUCGGAACGAGAAUGGGAUUCAGAAAGAGAACAAAAGCAAGGAAGAGAAUGGAAACGAGUACAAGAACGAGAAUGAGGAAAAGAAAGGGGACGAGAAUGAGAAUAAGGACGAGAAUGAAGACGAGAAUGAGGUCGAAAGUGAGGACGAAGAGUGA